AUGAAGAGUCAUCGUAAAAGUUUAAAAUGUUUAUUAAUUUUGUUCAUAAUCGGUUCACUGAACAUGGGAAAUUAUGCUCAAUUGCUGAACCUAUCGGAAGGCAAGUUUGAUAUAUAAUAGACAUUUUUAUUUAGUUCUAAUAUACUUACCAACUAUACAGGUUGAUUUUUUUUAUGCCAUGAACCAGAAAUUAUCUCGGAGUUUUUUAAGUUAAUUUGAUUUCUAAUUUUUCUUAUCAUUAUAUAAUCGUUAAAGCUUUAUUUUAAAACUAUUUUUAAUUUCUUAACCUACUCCAUAUACCUUAAAUAGGUACAUAUUUUUGAUUUUCAAAUAGGAAAUUCCCCUUUUGAAACAGAUUUGAUUAGAGAAUAUUUUUCUAGGCAUUUUUAUAUGCAUAACACUAAUAUCAGAUUUACCGUUAAUUAGUUAUAACAGUUUAAAGUAUAGACCGGAGAAGUAGGAAAGGAUUAUAGAUAGACAGGUCAUUUAUUACUGGUUCAUGAUAAAAAUACCACUCUGUAUUUAAAUUACAAAUAUUUUACAGUAUAUUUGUAUACAUAAUAAACGAUCAUGUUGACUAUUCUAAACUAAAUUUACUUAAAAAAAAAAAUCAUUUUCACUGUUUUUACAUCGAAAAGUCUAGUAAACAAUAUUUUUUAUAAACAUUGAUUUUAUAAUGUAUAUAUAUAAAUUUAUAAAAUUAGUACUAUAAGUACCUAUUAGUUUUAAAAACGAGAAGUAGGUACUUACCUUUUUUGCAUCAUGGGUAGGCCAUUGGCCGUAACAAGUGGGAUGUUUGAAUGGUAGGUAUUGGAUUUAGGGAAGGCAAUACUAAAAUCAACGAUAAAUCAUUGCAUUCAAAAAACGAUUUUGGGCUGAGUAAUUUUAGUAGUAAUAUCAUUUGGUUUUUUUUCACUCGUAGCACAAUGUGCACAUGUGCUAUCCAUAAUGUAUUAUCUGUGCUCGUAGCCAAGGUAACCCAGAAAUCAACAAAAGCGAAACCUACCUAUGUAUCGAAAUGUGUAGAGAUUUUUUAAACUGUGUAGGAAACUGAUUGGAAUCUAGACAUUUGUUCGAAUAGGUACCACCAGACGAAAAUCUUCAUCGUGAUCGUUUCCGAGAAAAAAACGCGUCUUAGUAAAACUAAUUAUAACUUCUUUGCUACACUAAGAAACUAAGAGUCGCAUGCACGGUUCAAUGAAUUAGGUAGGCAACUAAAAUCAACGAAGAUGUCAUGUUUAGACUUUCUUAAAUCAAUCGAAAAGCGAUUUUCAUUAACAUAAUAAUAUUCGAAAAUUCAAAGUUAAUAUAUUUUAAAAUUCCAAUUUAUUUUAGAUAAACUGUUAAUUGAUUUUUAUUAUUUUUAAUCGACAGCGCUUUUCAAUUGGUUUGAGAAUAUGCACCCUGCAGAAUCUAAAACAAAAUCGAAAAUAAUGAAAGUGUUAUUGCUUUAAAAUUUGUUUCUUUGUUUUUUUUUCAAUUAUUAGAAAAAUGAAAAAAUCAACUCUGUCAUGCACCUACUAGACAACAUUUUUUUUCAGAAAAUACGCUACUCUUUGAAUUCAGAACAAUUAUGUUUCUGGUAAAUCGAAAAUAUUAAAACUUUUAUACCGUUAUACAUUUAUCAGUUUUUUUUCUUAUUAUUAUGGAAACUAAAAAUUGACUUCCCUAAUGUACCAACUAUCCAAAAUGCAACGAAAAUGUUAUCUUGUUAUUUUUUGAACACACGCAUAAAAAAAAGAUAAACUAAAUUAGCACACAUCAUAGUAAAACCAAAAGGUACAUACUGAGUGGAUAAUUAUUCUGCUCGAAAUUUAAAAAUAUAUCAUAAUAAAUAAUAGUAAAAUGUCAAGAUUAUCUUUAUUACAUUGCAUUUUUACUCGUUCUAAUAUUAUCUAUAUAUAAUAAUAUAAUGUGUAUUUGUGUGUUGUGUAUAUAGGAGACGUUUGUGGCAAAACUAAGAAAAAUUCGUUUAACCAUGUUUGUAGGGAAUUGGAUAAUUGCGCGAGUGCAAAAAAAGAUCUCAGUAACAAUAUUAAUCCUAAAUUAUGUUCGUUCAGAGGAUCAAUCGCAAUAGUUUGUUGUGCACCUUCAAACGGCGGCGGGACUACAACUGCUGCGGCUACCGCACCGACGACUGUGAAAACAUAUUCGGCCGCUGAAAGUAUGUGAGCGAUUUACCCAUUAUUCCGUACAAGUAGGGAUGGCAAAUUUUUUGUGAUCAUCGUCGAUGCAUGUAUCGACGUGUCUCUUUGAAACCAUCGAUGUUGAAAAUAUCGAAAAUUUAAAUAGAAAAUCGAUGAUUUUAGACAACAUUGUUAAUUUGAAAUAUUGAGAAAAUAAUUAUUGUCCCUUUGCCACGGGUACGUUAAAAGAGUCGUUGAAUGUUUAUUGAAACAGAACCGUAGCAAGAUUCAUUAGAACUACAUUAGCGGGCCAUUCAAUAUAUUUCCGCCUAAAAUAAAUUUAACACCCCCUCCCCUCCUGUCCACACGCGCACACUACCUAUAAACGAUUUACUUUAUUUUUAUUAGUAAUUACAAUAAUAAUAAUAAUAUUAUGAUAUUUAAUAAGAAAAAGAACACCACCAAACUUAUUAUAACUUUAUAUAUAAUAAUUAGCUGUCCCACACCCGGCGUUGCCCUUGUCAAUUUUUAUUUUUGUUUUUUUUACCCAUAUUCAUAUUUGGUUUUGACCGUGUCAGAAUUGAAUGAAAACAAAUAGGCGGAAAGUGGGUAGUUCAUCUUAGGCGGACUAAAAGUGUUCUAUUGUGUAAUUUGAAUAGUGUAAAUAUAGUAGUAAUAAUAAUAAUUAUAAUAGUUUUCUUAUUUGUGACAACUUAAUUAUCAUCCGUAUCACUAAGGUAACCCUUGAAUAAACGAACAUAAAUAAAUAAGCAAUUAGAUAUUCAUACUAAAUAUACCUAAAAACCCCUAUUUUACCACGUAGAGGAUGAAUUUUCAAAAAGCCUUUCUUAGAGUAUACCUACGUCAUAAUAGUUAUCUAUGUGCUAAAUUUCAGCCCGAUCCGUCCAGUAGUUUUGGCUAGGCGAUGAUAAAUUAUUCAGGAAAAGUUAUUUUAAAAUUUCAUUUUUCGUGCUUUUUUAGUUGUAAAUCCAUCUAUACCAUUUUCAAAGUUGAUUUUUGUAACCAAUUCACGUUCAAUCGAUAUAAUAUCUAUAUUUGUCAAUUUAUCCUGUGACAUUGUAGAUCUUAGAUAGUUCAUCAAAAUUUUUAGUUUACUAAAACUUCUUUCACAAGUUGCAAUUGUACCUACAGUUAAAAAUAUCAUGAGUGCAAUUUCAAUAUUAGAAUAAACAUAUUUUAAAGAAUACUUUUAAAUACAUUUUAGUAGCUCUAAAAAGGAGUAGUUGAUUUGAAAUUAUUCAUUAAAUUAUAAACUUGGUUUUUAAAACACUCGAAUUCGGAAUACAGAUCAAAUCCAUUGUGGUCUUCUCAGUACUUCAUAGUCAAAUUGUUUGAAAAAUAUCUUAUGGUUUCUUAUUAAAUAAUUUAUUUCCAGUUAAAAAUCCAAAAUCUGACAUAACUUAAUUAGCAUAAUAACAUCAAUGUUCAGUGAAAACUAACGAGUGUCCGAAGUGACUUCGGACAAGUUCAACUUCUAAAAUAAGCAUGAACAUAAAUGAACCUAAUGAUUAUUUUUCUGUAAUAUGGUUAAGACAUAGGUAAAAAACAUGAUAUUUUAUCAAUUAUAUGUUCAGAGUAAAUUAAAUAAAAAAACGUUAAAAUCUGUCCGGAGUCGUCCCAUUGUACGGUGUGUGUACACAAAUACAUUACCUAUAUAUUAUAUACUAUAUAUAGUAUAUAGUAUAUCGUAGUUACAGUAGGUAGAAUAACUAUUUUGCACAUGUUCUAAAUAAAAUAUAUAUUAUUAAUAACAUAAAUAAUAAUAAUAAAAUAAGUAAAUAAUGAAUAAAACGGGUCUGGACCCUGCAGCGGUACAUAGUGGUUAAAAUUACACUAUGACUAAUAUAGACACAGCGACAUAAUAUUAUAUAAAUAAGAUUAAACAAGACAAAAAAACAAUUGACUAACGGUACCAGAUACAGUUUAAUAAUAAACAACUUAAAAAUUAUUCUGGUUCAAAGAGCAAUAUGAGUGUAAAAUCUUAGUUAAAGGCGAAAAAAAGAAUUCGUUAAUGGGACAUUUGUUGCAAAGCGACAAUGCUCUUGAAAAAGGGGAGUUGGCAUGGUAAUUUUUUCUGUAAGAUGGAAUAUAGAAAGGUGGGACAGAAUGGUUAGUAUAAGAAGAAACAUUAAAGGGGAUAGAACUUUAGAAGUGUAUAGAAAUAUUUAUGGUAUAUUUUAUUCCGGCUUUCGCGCCUCUAAUUUUGUUGCACUCCUGGCCUGGGCCAGUCUCGUCAAGCCCUAGCUACGGCUCUGUAUUGAAACACUUAAUACACUCAACACUCAAACUCCAAAUAUAAACUAUGGCCAUUAAGUCCCUAGAAAUCACAAUUCGUUCUAUUGUGUGUAAGAAUAGUCGUGAACAUCAAAGACGAGCAAAAUCGAAAUUACAUCGAACAUAAGCAAACAUUGAGAUUAAAACAUCGGUAAAGUUUUAACAUCGAUGCCAAAUAUUGAAAUUAAAUCAUCGAUAUCAAACAUCAAAUAAUUUAUAUUCAAACAUCGAUAUUUCAAAAUAUUUGAUAUUUUAUUGUCAUCCUUAAAUACAAUACGAGUUAAAUAGGUUAGGUAUACGUUGAUUAUAUACUAAUAAAAAAAACAUUACCUAUUUUAUUAUAGUCUUAUAAAAUAUAUCUGUGUGACUGUGUAUGUAUAUUGUAUACCUUUCAGUGUGCCACGAGUAUUCAAAAUUAAUUUACACUACUAUACAGAGCCCGCUACUUAUCUCUUCUGAUUUAUCUUCGAAUAUCACCUUUAAAGAUUGUCUCGAUGUCAAGACAUUGAUUGUCGGAGGAACAAAAGCGGAUCCUAAGGAAUUCCCACACAUGGUUAGUAGUAAUUAAUUGGUGACAGUUCAAUUGGCUCUCAAAAGGGAAUUCGUACCGUCGAUUAUUACCUAUGUAUUAUUUUUGAUGUCAUGGUAUUCAAUCUGACAUGUUUAUAAGAAACUCUAAUACAGAAAUAUUCAGAUUACAAUUAUAAAAAUAACGUUGUUAGAUAAUACAUCUCAGAAUUAUGGUAUUGGUUUAAUAUCCAGAUUUCAAUAUAUUAAAAUAUUAGGCAACAAAUAUAAGCUAAAUAUGACUGUAUUAUAACAUUCGAUUGUUUUACCACACUUCGCUCCGAAUCGUUUUUGAUUAGCAAUGGGUUAUCGUUGCGUACAGAUAUAAAUUAAAUAAAUUUAUGUAUCCUACCUUCCCGUCUAUCUAAUCCUCCGUCUUUAUGGAAUUUUAAAUAUAGGUUCUCAUUUGAAAAAUCAAAGUUGGUANGUGUGUGACGUUUUAUCAGUGCUCCGUUACUCUCUCCUUAUCUAAUCUUAAAAGUGGAAUAUCUCGUUAGUGGGUUGAUGGAAAUCAAAAAUAUUGACACUAAAAUUUAUUUAAAGUAAUACCACAGAAUAGGUACACCUAAUAAUGCUAAUCCUCCGUCUUUAUGGAAUUUUAAAUAUAGGUUCUCAUUUGAAAAAUCAAAGUUGGUAUCAUCACAGGAUACUCUUUAAAUGUGAACAAUUUAAGCAUUUAAAAAAAAUCAGCUUUUCCUACACUUAAAAAUUCCAAAAAUUAGAAUUUGAAUGUAUGCAACAUGUCAACAAAAAAUUGGGGUGAGCACGUUUAGUGAACCAUACUAUGAUAACAAUUAAAUGAUAACUUUGAACAUAAUAUUGUAAUACCUUAUGCAAGUUUAGUGUAACUAUGUGGGUAGUUACGAAAUAAAUAUUGGGGGAGUUAAUUCAAUAGCCAAAUCUUGGAAGCGAAUUCAAUAGUACUUUAAGGAUAAAUAUAUUGAUUAACUGGGUUUGGGAGCUAAUUUAAUUGCACCGAAUUAAAGAAAUAUUCUUAGUAUUAGAUGUUUUUAAAAAAAAUGUGUACAUUUAUUUAAUAUUAUUAUCUUCAUAGGCUUUGUUGGGGACCGGUGAAACUCCGGGCAAUUGGGUAUGCGGAGGAUCGCUAAUUAGUAACAGAUGGAUAUUAACUGCAGCGCAUUGUGACAGGUAUAAAAUCAAUGUCAUAAUAAUAUGAGUAUAUUAUCACUUGGCAUGAAAAUCUUCCCAUGUGCAAGUUAUUGCAAAAUGACAUUUUGGUACUUCUGAAUUCUGAAAUAAAACACCAACUAGUGAUUAGCAUAUCAAUUUUAUUUUGUCAUAGCAGAAACAAUUUUAUUAUCCAAAAACAAUGAAUCUCCUAUGUGAAUUGUGUAUUAAUUUUUGUCUGAUAUAUUUUCCUUGAGCCUAGUGGAGGUUUUUGUUAAACUGUCAUUUUGUGUGAACUUUACACAUUGGAGGUAAAUCACCUGUCAAAUACAUUAUUUUGGCUUUUAAAAAUUAUCGAUUAAGUACAAUAAUUAAUAUUCAUGUAAUAUUGAAGAGAACCGCGGUGGGCUCGUCUCGGUGACCUAGACUACCUCACAGACACCGAUUACGCCAAUCCUAAGGACUAUAAAAUAAUCGAUCGCAAAAUACAUCCAAAUUAUAAAAAACGUAUAUAUUACAACGACAUUGCGUUAUUUAAAUUAGACCGGGAUGUGACGUUUUCGGCCUUCGUACGACCCAUUUGUCUAAACUCGGAUCCGUCUCUAAACCCUGAAAAAGCAGUAGCUAGUGGUUGGGGAAACGUGGAAACCGGUAAGCAUGAUUAUGUUGAAAAUUAUCAUAAUACAUAGGAUAUUUCUGUUUUAUAGUCUUACAACCCUUGGAGGUCUUUGGCUGUUUUCGCCAAGUUUCUCUUUCGUGUUCGAUCAUCCGCAUCUUUAUUUCCCGCUGUUCCCACGUUUUGUUCCAAAUUUUUGUUCACUAUGUAUCUAGUCAUCUGCAGCGGAGGGGUUUACUGUCUCUUGGUCCCGUUCCGCUUGGUUUGUUGAUUAGGACCGUACCUGUUGAUUAGUACGUAUUUUAUCCUUUACUCAAAGGCCCGUACUGACAACUUUUAUGGAGAGGUUACACUUACAACUUAAAAGGGCGCAAAAACAAGUAGCAAUUAUAAAAUAAAUAAAUAAUUAUGGGGGGUAGGGAGUUUGUGGGGAGGUAUCUAUUCGCUCAACUUUUUCAGAGGCAAAAUAAGUCUACAAUUUGUUUGGUAGAGGUAAAAUAACAUACAAAUAAUUAUUAACAUAAAUCCGUAGAUUUACGACAAAGGAAAAUUAACAAUAUUUAAAUUUGUUCUUUUUAGAGGAAUUUAAGGUAAGAUUUUAUACAUUCUUACAAUAGAAAAUGCUUUCAAAAUAUAAAAAGUUGAUACUUCUCAAGAGUAGAAUAUACAGGAUAAUUCACCAAGCAUGCUCAUUCCAUUUUGUUUGAUUAAAUUUUGCAUAUAUUCAAAUUCUGAAUUUUAGAAUUUUCAAGUGUAGUUAAAGACGAUAUUUUCGAAUACUUAGAUUUUUCACAAUUAAGCACAAUUAAGUGAUUCACAAGUAAGCAAAGUGAAUCACUUUGUACAAUAUACAUUGUAGGCCACUGUGCAAGAUACCACUGUUCAAGGUUAGUAGUUGAAAAAGUCAGAUAUACGCGGUAAUUUAAAAUGUGUACUGUUUGUAUCAAUAAACCAUUGAAAACCUUAAACGAUACUGAGCGAAGUAAUAUUAGUCGUGGUUUUUCGUCCUGUAGCCGAAGUAACCCAAAAUCAACAACGGUAUCAUAAUUUGUUAUAAGUUUUUUAUUUUAUGAUUCGAACAAUUUGAAGUCUUUUUAUAGUUUUUAGAUUUUAACUAAGAUUGUACCCAUUAAUACCUAUAGUGUUAGUAUUACCCCAAAAUUUUAAUUAAAAAUGUAACUAAUGUGCUGUGUAAGGCGCACUGUGAUAAGGCAUAUCGAGCAUCUGUCCAAUUGCCCAGCGGGCCAGUACGGGCCGGUUUACUAUCCAGACAUAAUCAGCCCACUUUAGUAUUUUAUGUUGGGUAUUGCUCAACAAAAACGUAUUCGACCAAAGUGUGUUACUGUGCAAUAAUUAAUACAGGAGGAUCGCCCAGCGAACACUUGUUAAAAGUGACUCUGGAAUUGGUUCCGGCGAGUCAGUGUAACAAUACUUACAAAGACCAGCGGAGAUAUUUACCAAACGGAAUAAUCGACGAGAGCCAGAUCUGCGCGGGUUUCUCGGAAGACGGAAAAGACACGUGUCGAGUGAGUAACCGUUUCGUAAUCGUAUGAGUAUGUGUUUGCAAGUACCGACAUUUUACGUUUGUUUAAUUUUGAUAGGGCGAUUCCGGCGGUCCGAUUCAAAUAAAAAACAACGCGUACGAGUGUAUGUACACGCAAAUCGGAAUAACGUCGUUUGGACGAUUUUGCGGUAUAGCGAACACGCCGGGCGUUUAUACACGAGUGUCUAAAUACAUUUCGUGGAUUGAAAAAACCGUUUGGCCGAAACGAUGAUUAGUUAUUAUAGUACGACAAUAUAUCAUGUUAUUUAUUUUAUUAUCAUUAUUUUUUUUAAACAUUUUUUCGGUGAAUUUUAUAAACAUAACAUAAGGUAUAUCGUGCCCGGGACUGUAAUCAUUAUUAUAGUUAUGAUUUAUGAAUUAUUUAUUUUUUUUUUGUACAUUAUAAAAGAUUGUUUUUAACAUAUUUAAAUGUCUAGUAAUCUUGCGAUUUUUCACACGAGUCUAAGAAUGCUAUGUCCAGUGGUGUUUAUUUCGUUCAAAAUAACAUCAUGAUCAAACUGAUGAAUCAAUUUCGCAGUAAUCAAAAAUCAUUAUUUACAUUUAAUUUAUUUAAUCGAUUUAAUGUCAUCGUCAGAUAUUAUUUUUUUUAGAUUCAAAGCAUAGCGAAGGAUCUAUUGGUUUAACUAUUUAACACCAGAGGCGUGUUUAACGGAGGACAUAGGAGGCAGUUGAACAAUUUUAAAAUUGUUUGUAGGCGGCAUUCGUUUCAUAACUACUUUGGGUGUUUUCGUCAUAAAUUCGUUUUUCUAUCAGGGAUUUUAAAUUGUAUAAAUGUUAAAAUGUCGAUGAAUUAUAUGAAAUUUUAGAAUCUAAGUGGAGCGAAUUAUAAAGAUGUUUAUUUAUUUAUUUUUUUCUGUGGACAAAUGUUCUAUUAGAGGACUUGCUUCGAUUUUUACGUGUGGCACCUUUUCUGAAAAAAAAUCGAUGUGAAGAGGUACUUUAAGGAGGUUGUUUUUUGAUUUUCUGAGGAGUUUUCUCAAAAAAUGUGAAAAAUAUAGGAAAAUCGGUUCAUCAAACAAAUAUUAUAUAAUGCCUAUUUAAUUGUUUUACCAUAGUACGACAUAUAUAUUGUUGACAAAACAUCACUAUCAACUGAAUUUCGCUCAGAAUCGUUUUUUCGUUAGUAAUGGUUAAUCGUUGCUAACAGAUAUGCAUUCAAUUACCCAUAAAAAUGGCUGCACCUGUCCCCAUUAUCCUAGGACGUCUUUUUUGUUGUUAUUUGGUUCAAAAUUAAUGUAGAGAAAUAGAAGCCUGUAGUUUUUACAAAAUACAAUUUUCAAAAACUUUUAGCUAUUUUUAAGUUAUAGGUAUUUGAUAUUUUCGUGUUUUUAUGUGUAUUUUUAUUUGGUAGGUAUCUGUUAUAAAAAUUAUAACAUUAUAAAUUAUAAUUAUAUGACUUAAGAAAAAUGCUUUAAAAUUUAACACAAUGUACCCACAUUGUUAUUUUACAUUAAACAUGAUUUUCUAUAGUUUUGACCACAAAGUACGAGUUCUAAUAAACCUCCUGUUCAAUUUUAAAGUAUUUUUAUUUAGUUCAAUAAUUUUAUCCAUAGAAAACUUGCAAAAAAUAAAAAUUACUUACAAAAUUAAAAAAGCCCAAAAAUGGCUCAAAUAUUUUUACAGUUUUACCAUGUCUAAAAAAAAAAAAAAUAUAAGUUUUCUGUCCAAAUUUUCGGUGGUAUACGAUUGCGUACGUUUGUACGACUGCGUACAAUUUUUGUACCUGACCCUUCAAAAUAUUACGAUUGCAUACAAAAAUGAGUACUACGUUGCCAACAUGCAAUACUUAGUUUAUUUACUAUAUAUACAAUGAUUGUUAUAUGAACGUAUAACAUACGAAUAUCUAGUGACUAGUAAAAUACAUAAUAAAUUAACUAUUAAGUGAAAAUUGUGCGUGAAAUAAUAAAAAAUUAUUUUAAGUUAUAUUUUAUUAGGUACUUUUAAAUAAUGCAAUAGUGUAUAGUCAAUUAAAAAUAAUAUAUAAUUUAUAUACAGUGCAAAUACAAAUUAUAAAUUACAUUUUGGAAUCUGUGUAUAAUAUAUUAUGUUAUACAAUUUUUUAAAUAAUUAUUAUAAUUUUGAAUUAAAACUGUUGUCAUAAAACCGAUAGUCAACUAAAAAAUACGUACGUAUAAUACGGACGUCGAUACCGUAUCGAUAACCAGUCCCCGCAAAUAAAAAAUGUAAUACAUUAUCAUCUAUUUUAAAUUAAGUGUGUAGUUAUAUUAUAAGCGGUUAUUUUUUUGGAUAACUUUAGUCGUGGAAAUAACAGUUACAAUUACGUUUAUCAAACUAAGUAUCUUAAAGGUUAGUUAAUCAAAGGUUUUUCCUAAAAUAAAUUAUUUUACACAUUUUUCACAAAUUUCACGUUUGUUCAAGUUUUAGUUUUACGUGGUAUGUGACAGAGCCACAAUACAUAUAAAUGGUACACGAAAUUAAAAGUUUGAGAAGCUCAGGUGUAGAUUAAAGAGAAUAAUACCUAUAAAUAGUAUUUCUAUAUAAUAGUGAAUUAGAAAUAGAUUUAAGUAACAAAAUUUAAAACAUAUGUAAAGGCUACAACAUAAGUAUUAAGUUUUUAAUUAAUUACACAACUAAUUUUCUUUUAUUAUUGAAAUUGAAGUGAUACCUUUAUUAAAAAAAAAAAAAAAUUGAAGUAUUAUAUUUAUAAUGAAUUUCAGUUUGUUAAUAAUAAAUACCUACAUUGACUACAUUGAUUUUAUCUUUUCCAAGCUUCAAGUUGAAUGUUCCCUGCCUGCCUCACGACUGCAUUUCUGUUUUCCAUAAGCAUAAUAUGGUAUCGUAAACAUGCUCUCAACGUUUUAUUUUUCCCGAUAUUGUGUAGCUAUAAUUCACAAUUAUUGUUUUUCAGUAAAGCGAAGAAUUUUUUCAAAUUUUUUUCCGAGACAUAGUUCAAAAAAAUCGAGUCUGGUUGAAAUCAUAUUAGCUAAUAUAUAAAGAUUUAGGGUGGAAUAAAAAAACUGCCAUGGUUGGUUUUAAAAAAACGAAGGAAUAACGAAGGGAACAAAUAACGUGCUAAUUUACAAGCAAUACAAAUCCAAUAAUUACGGAUAAUAAUACAGAAAAUAUAAUAAAACUAUUUUUGAUAUUUUACACAUAAAAUAUCAAAAAUGAGCAUAAUAAUAUCUAUUAGAUUUCAACUUACAAGAUUUUUAGAGUCUCAUGAUAGAGAAAUCUUGUAUAUGAAAUGUGCUAUUUUUAAAAAAUGUGUACCUGCCGAAUAUUUUCAAGCACAAUAAAAUAAAUACGUAAUGUAUUAUAUAGCUAUUUAUUUGGUUGUAUUUAAAAAUAUUCGUGUUUACAUUAGUGCAGUUAACUUAUAGGUACCAAACCAAAAUAUACAUUGCUUAAUUCACAAAAACUAGUUAUAAUGUUCAUGUCACUAAUAAUAAAGGCAUAUAUAAUAAUUUCCAUAUGUAUAAUAAUGUACUUCUGGGACAAGUUACUAAUUUUUUUAAAUUUAUUCAGAUUUUUACUAUUAUUUUCCAAAAAUGUUUAAAACAAUUUUUUUAAAAUUUUAAAUUAUUAAAAUUAAUUUUUCUUUUUAGCUAUUAUUUAUACAUUUAUAAUGUUUCAGUAUGUUGUAUUUUUUUAUUCGUUACUAAAUAAACACUGGUGAACAGCAGAGCACUGUUACUAUUUAGUCAAAUGUCCCAUCAGUCGGCUUAUUAUCGUUACAAUACUUCAUUUCAUUUAUUUAUUUAUUUCCGUAAAAUUGAUCUAAAAUAGUAGUUUAUAUUAGGGGUUAUUAUUGUUCAAAACUCCAGAAAUCCUGAAAGGACAUGCAAUUUUAUCAUUAAAAAAAUGGUGGGGUUAAAGGUUGGAAGUUGAAAUUUACAAAAGGCAAAUUCUUGUCACUGUUAUACAUAUUGUACAACAUUUCAUUCAUCCACCUCCAUUUAGGGAUGUAUGCCCUACAUCCCUAAAUCCCCUACAUUGUAGGGGUUUUAAAAGCCGUAAAAACACAAACUUUCUGCAACAUGUUUAAAUUUAUAUUGGAAUUCAAUUAAAUAUUUAUUACUUCAAUUCGCCUAUACAACAGAGAGUCGUUCAAGUGCUUAAAAAAAGUGGAAAUAAGAUAAAUAUAAAUAUAUGUAUAACAGACACAAUACAGUCUCUAAUAGUCUCUGUUUUCGGUGUGAUCUUUAAAGUCGUAAAAUAUAUUACACUAAUGUUAUGAAGAAAUCAAGACAAAUUUGAAUUUAAUAAGUUCAACAAAAAUUAUUAAACAUUUAUGCGUAGGUGUUAGGUACCUAUUUUAGUUUCGGUAAACAUAUACCCAACAAAUUUUCAAAUAACAACAUUUAUAGCACAAUGUCUAUCAUGACCACUUCAUAAAUUUACAUUAAAUUAUGUAAAAUAUCUGUGAUUUAGUUUUAAAUGUAUUCAUAGUUAAAAUAUCAUGUAAAAUAAACUCGAACAAAUGUAUGUACCUGUAUCAACUUUUAUUCGUAUCAACUUUGAUGCCAUGCUUAACUCAACUAUAAUUUAAAGAAAUUAAUUUGUUCGUUCGUCUUUAUAAAUCUUCAGUUCACGAUUAGAGAAAAUACAAAUCAAAAAAUGCUCUUUUUCAAAUCUGUGUGUAGUAUUCAGUAGUCAAUUCCAUCAACAAAUAAAAAAAAAAAAACAAUUUCGGUUAUUUCGUUACAUUUUUGUGUUUUUUUAUUUUUAUUAGAGUAUUAGAUAAAAAUGUAUUAUGUAUAGUAAAACCUUGAAUCAUACAGAUAUUAUAAACGUAGUUACUCGGUCGUUCGUUGAGUCCAAAAUAAUCUCCCAUUUACUUCCAUAAUUUCGGGCUAUACUCAGUACGCACGCGUAUGAUAGUGAACCAAACAGAAAAAACAACACUUGAUCCUAAAUCAUGACAGUGAAUUGGUGGUGGGGAGGGGGGUUUUAUUGAUUAUAGUUGAGUAUAUUACGGAGUGUAACACACGUAGCUAAAUCCGCAGUCCAUGAUGAUCGAAGAGUAAAACAGUUUUUUUUAACAUGUUCAUAAAAAUAAAAAAAUAAGUACACGAUACCUUUUAAAACGAAUCAAAACUUUCGAUGGCGGCGUGAAUGGACGAAAAUCGAAAUUCUAAAAUUAAAAGAAACAAAAAUAAUCGUAUACAUAUUUGGUACGGAAGGUAUUGAUGACGCGAAACAAUCUUGACCAGCGUAUAAUAAAACGAAACAUGUCAAUAAUGAAAUACUGAUUUUACAUUUUUUUUCUUCUCAUAACAUAUCGUAAUUGUUGCUUGGUAUAAUCCAAGGAAAAAUGACGUUCGUAUAUUCGGACGAUAAUUUUAACAAAAACAAUUACAUAAAAUAUACAACCGGCGAAUAUGUUAAAUAGUACUGUGGAUUAUAUGCGCAGUCGUUGGUAUUCCUUAUUUUGACCUUCGAGGAUACGUAAAAAAAAAAAAAAAAUUAUAAAAGUGGUUUUACAAGUAAGACGCGGUCGUUAGAUUCACCCAUUCGGUGUAUCUAACUUAAUAACGCAGUGACGGUGAGCGCGAGUAAUGCGUCUACAAAUAUAGUCGCCCAAACUGCACAGUGGACUUUUGGCCGAUUUUUAAAGGGUAAUUUAAAAAAAACAAUUUUUUGUAUUCGAUUUAGAUAAAACAAUUAAUACGUUACGAAACAAUUUAUCAUAUUAUUACACUACUAGGACAUCUUACAAAUAUUCGUUUUUUCUCAGUGCAUACGUCGCAUUCAAAUUUUAAGACGGAAACACAAUACCAUCCCGCAUUAUCCGUGUCGGUCGGUAUUGUUUAUCUCGGUAUUUUUAUUCUACGUACAAAGCGAAAAUAUUACCUAGCUCUACGUUGCGGUUCUGCCGAAAACCUCGCGACACGUCCUCUCUCUCUUUCGAGCGGUGUUUAAUAACCAGGGUUCUAGCAUUUGCAUAUUAUUUUUGAAAAAUUAAAAAAAUAGCAGAGUUAAACAUAAAUACUGUUCGUCUUGUAAAGAAUCUAAAUCUUAAAUUUUAUUUCGUAUAUUUUACAGUUUUUGAUUUUUUAGAGCAUGUUUUAGCAAUAUGUAGUUUUUAAAUGCUAUAAAAGGACACACACUCAUGUCUUAUCUUAUUGUGCGCCUGCACGGGUUGCACACGUUCUUUUCGAUUUACAUUGUUCUAACCGAUAGCAUAGUCGAAUAAACCAUCGUAAAAUGGUUACUUUAGUUAAUCGCUGAGACUGGUAUCAAUAACUCUAAAAUUAUUCAUCUAAAAACAAAGUUACUAACGUAAAUACCGUUUGUGACGGAAACAAAAUUAACUAGUUCGGUAAGUUUUUAGUAGUUAAACAAUUUCGAUGAAAAAAAAAAUGUAUUUUUAUUUUUUUUUUUUUGGAGCAUAUUUGCUAGUUUUUUUUCAAAGCCUAUUAAUUAUGCGUUACCGUAUUGUAAUACAGACACUGCCGCCGUCGCCGCUAUGGACCGCUGUAGUCGCAGACGUCACGAUUGCCGCACGUUCACUCGGGCGAAAACGGCCGAGCGGGCCGCCUGUUGCUCGCCCGCGUACCGCACGGCCGUCCUGAUCGCCUUGGUGUCGGCCGCCACCUGUUUGUCGGCGGACGCUCGCCCGCAGACCGGCAAUCAAAUAUUUUCGCACGCCGGCCGAGUGUGCGAGUGCAUUCCGUUCUGGCUAUGCGAAGAGGGCAACGUCGUCAUAGUCCCGUCGGGGUAACCCUGCAAUAAAAAUCGGAUCGGCCAUUCGACAAACAACUCAAACGACUUAAACGUACGGAUCGCUUCCCGUCCUUAACGUAGAAAAAAACGGUUAGCACGCACACUAGUCGCCUCCGACGAUUCGGCGGCAGUCCGUAAUUAUGUACGAGUCGCGUCCCGAAAAUGUUCGCACCAGCCGCCUCCUAUAUUGAACAAAGCGGCGCGGUUCAUAAAGUAAACCGAAUCGAAUAUAAUAAUUGUAAUUCUAUUAAAAAUAAUAAUAUAAUUGGUUAAUAAAAAACACGUACAUGAACAGUGCUCGUUCAGAUAAUGUCUGUUAUGGUUCGACAUUACUUAAUCGUUUUCGUCUACUUAUAAAACAGCUUUACAUAUUUUUGUCGUACAAUUUCCCCGUUCUUUGUUUCAGGCCGACUUUUUUCGAAAAGUGCGUUUAAAACUAUUAAUUAUUUUAACACGUUUCGCUCUUCUCACUGAUUAUUUCCCGCAUUUCAAUUUGAUCCACCCUACAAACUUAUUAGAUAAUUUAAAAUCACUUAAUAGCUAUUUGUAAAAACAAAAUCGUACCACGAGUGCUGAAGCUCUGCUAACAACAGUAAUCAUUACACAAGAGAUGUAAUGUUUAAUAUUAGUCGUAUAAUCUUAUCAACGCGCAAAAGUCAUAGAUUACGACUUUGAAUGUAUAGAUACAAAAUCCAAUGAUAGGUCAUUAAUAAGUAACAACCAACAUAAUAUUACUUCAUGAUAAAAGAUUUAAACAAAUCUAUAUAUUUAUGCAUACUGUUUGAACAUUUUUGAAUCGUUUGUGAACCACUUUUACAUUCAUUGCCUGCUUAUUGGGAGACAACUAGUAGUAUAUUCUUUUCGUUCACGAUAAAGUUUGGGGUACGCCGGUAGACGACUCGUACAUACCCGGGAGGCAAUCCGUAUUAAAAUUGUCAACCUUUUUGACCUCGGGAGGCGACUAGUAUGCGCCCGACCGAGAUUACGGUGGAUUUCGAUUCUUUGAAGAUAUUGAAGGACACGCGUUCCGGCUGAGAAACGACACGACUCAUGAGAGAGUAAUAGAAACGUGUCGUUUUUUUCCCAAACGCGCUCCAUUUCAACUCAACCGUGAAGUUUUAACAUGUUUUUUUAAUUUUUUAAUUUUGGUAAUUAUACGAGUUAUGUUGUUUCUCAAACGGCCGAUUCAAUAUUAUGUAUAACAAAAAGUCGUUGAGCGCAGGGUCGUCCCGAACAACGUACCCGGCAUUUCGGGACGGGAGACCGGUCGGAGGAACAGGUAAAACUCGUUCGGUUCCUCCCCUCCCCAUCGGAAAUAUUCGAUAAUUUGUUUCGAACCUGCCGUUAUUUAAAAAUUUCUCCAUCUUCUAUUAUUAUACCGACUGGAAAAUCGAAAACAAAUCGUAACGUACACCUCAAAAGAAAUCUUCUUCAAAAUUGAUAUUGUUGUCUUAUUAAGCUUUAAUAAUGAUAUAUUUUGAAAUUACCAUUAUAAUAAUGUGAUAUUAUUUACAAGAAAAAUAAAAUUGGUAAAUUUAUAACUGUUUUAUCAAGAUGAAUAUGCAGCGCCACGGUCGCGGCGCAGAGUUAAGUAAAAAAAAAGAAGAGCUUGUGCGUCGACCGUAGAAUAGUACACGACACAGCAAACGUCUAUUUAUCCUGUGUAAUUUUACGACAAAUGGUCCGACCUCUCUUUAUCUUGUUCAUAAUAAGCUAUAUUCAUAACUAUAUAUCAUAUAUGUAUUUACUCAAUCCGCAAAACAACAAAGAUAUUUUGUCCCCAUAAUUUUUCACUCGAUAAAAAAAAACAUAGAUUAACUAUAUCCAAAAUUUUAAUAAAAAAAAUAAAGUGAUGACCCAACGAAAACCCUCCGUUAGAAACGUGUAAUAACCUCGCGAAGAAAAAAAAACCCAAGUUACAAAAGUUGUGAUAUCAAAAAGGGGCUAAGUAAUUUCUUAAAUGUAUUAUCAUAGAAAUUGUUUAUGAUUAUUUGUAUUUUAUGAAGUGCGAUAAUUUAAUAUAAAUAAUUUAACUUAGCUUGGCGGCUACUCAUAGUAUGAACUUAAAUAGUAUUAUGGUAGUAUUGAUAAAUUAUAAAAUGGGGAUGUACAUAUUUAUGUCGGCAUUUUUAUUUGUAGUCGUAAAAAUUAGUAGCCGCCAAGUUAAAUUAAAAUGGUAUUUGUAUUUGUAAGUUAUCGCACUUCAUGAAAUACAAAGAAUUAUGAACAAUUUCUAUAAUAAUGCAUUUAAGAAAUUACUCAGUCUUUUUUUGAUAUCAGAACUUUUCUAACUUGAGUUUUUUUUUUUCUUAGUGAGGUUAUUAUGCGUAGUUGAUGGAGGGUUUUUGUUGGAUAUAAUAUAAUAUACGUAUUAUCAAUUUGACAGUUUCAUUUAUAAGGAUAGUAUUAAAUUGAUAAUACCGAUAUUGUCCAAUUCGACAUUUCACAUUUAUUAUUUUAUUAUUGGAUACAUUUAAGUACAACAAGAAGUGUAUAUUUUUUUCAUAAUAUAAUAUAUUAGGUCCAUUCGGUUUUAAGAUCUCGUGAAGCAUGUACAAAAUAUUUCAUCUUUUCAAUUUGGAAUACCCGUGUAAUCUAUUCCGUUAUUAUAAUAUAUGGCUUUCUUUCAUAGCCCAUUCUGGGCGGCCCCGUAUUAACGCGCAGUACCGAUUCGAAUAUAAAAUAUGUAUCGUUAUCGAAAUAUCCAAAAUGAUAAGAUUUAAUUUUCACCUCGUUAUGAUGACGUACAUUUAGGGAUUCCGAGAAUGCAAAUCCAUGUACAGACGGGCAACAGUGUUGCAUUUUGGCAGAGCCUAAACCAAGCGUAGUUCCAACAUCGAACAAUAACGUUAACUGUGGUUAUGGAAACGCUAAUGAUAAAGUAAUCGAAAAAGUAACUUCCGAUGGAGACGAAGCACAGUACGGUGAAUUUCCUUGGAUGGCGGUAAUUUACAAAGUAAAACCGAAUAGUUCACCUGCAGGCGACCAGGAAAAGACCUAUUUGUGCGGAGCUUCGUUGAUCCAUCCUCAAAUCGUGCUGACCGCGGCCCAUUCCAUCAUCAAGUAAUAUUUACAUUAACAUAAACAUCAUUUAAAUGUCGGAAUUUCGUAUUUAUAGUCAGAUAUUGUUUAGGCAUUUGAAGCCGAACUGUUUUUAUUAUACAUAAUGUGCAUUUUUUAAAUUUUUUUUUUUUUAAUAAAAGAAACAAUCCAAAUGAAUUAGUAGUCUACGCAGGUGAGUGGGAUUUAUCAAAAGACAAUGAGCCGGACAUAAUUCAAAAAGCCCAAGUUUCGAAAAUAAUAAUUCAUGAAAAAUACUUUGGAAGCAAAAAAUUCUACAACGAUAUAGCUUUGGUUUAUGUGACCCCGGCAUUUUUUUUGUCUGAAAAUAUAGGUAUACUUUGUUUGCCUCCUCAAGACUUUGUAUUCCAAAUGAAAAAAUGUUUUGCCAGCGGCUGGGGAAAAAGUAGAAUCAGUAAGUAUACAAACCAUACUAUAAAGUCAAAAAUAUAUAAUUAAUGAUACAUAAUACUAGAUUUUUUUUGUUUUAGCUAUAUAGACACAGUUUCCCCAUAAUAAAGUUAUGACAAGUAGCUAAUCCAUUACUGUCCAGCCAUUUAUUAUUAUCUGAUAAUUUUAUAUAUAUGUAUUAUCUGAUUCUUUUAAAUAUUUUAAAAUAUAAUUCGACCAAACAUUUCAAUUGUAAACUUGUAUGUUGAGCAACGAAGAUAGAAAAUAUCAAAUGAAAUACAAUAUGUAUAUGCAAACAAUUGUCGCAAAUAUAUUCACAAGUUUUUAGCACUAUAAUAAAUUAUGACUUAGUACCGAAUUUUGUUAAAAAUAAAGAAUUAAAUUCGACUCCAUAAUAGUAUCAAUAAAAUAUGUUAUUAAUACAAAUAUACAAAUUUUCCUAGGAUGAUGGGUACGGGUGCAUCCACUGUUGUAGGCGGGAAGUUAUAGUAGGAUAUAUAGAUGUGAAUUAAAUAUAUAUCUGUACGCAACGAUUAACCAUUGCUUACGAAAAAAAAGGUUCUGAGUGAAGUUCGGUUGGUAGUGUUGUUUUGUCAACACGUGUUGUUUUCUUAUAAUUAUCUGACAUUAUGUUAUAUUAUAGUAUAAUAAUUACGUAUGCAUUAAACAUUUCUUAAAUAAUAUUUGUUUAAUAUUGCAUCUAUUUUCCUGUUUUUCUUAUGUUUUUCCCAUUUAUCGGAAAAAAAAAUAUCAAAAAACCACCUUAUAGUACCACCCUAAUCAGAUUUCCUUUCAGAAAAAGUGCUACACUUGAAAAUUGGAGCAAGAUUUCAGGUAGAAAAGUUAUUCACAGAUAGAAAAAAUAAAAUAAACAUCGUUGUAAAACCAAUACAUUCCUCAGUUGAGGAAUUCAGUUCUCUCAGCUGAGAAUCUGAAAGUACAAAUUUAUAUUAGCACCGGGCCCACAGCCCAUAAUAUUAAUACAAGAAGCGGCUCCUGUCUUAAAUUAUAUAGCUAGUACGACCAUGUGUCCAAUGGUUAUUGUUUUAUUAGAAGUAAGUCUUCAUUGCUAAAUAGUUUAUAUACAUUUUGUUUGUACUUUGACUCGGUGGAUAGGGUAUCUAAAAUCUUCAUCGCCCCGUCGUGACUAUUUAUCAUAAAUCUUUGGUCCCAGGCAAGGAGUGCAUAAGUCAAUUAUUGGCAUUUUUUUUUUCUUUAUAAUCUUGUCUUCCCUUUAAUUUUUUAAAUUGCAUAAGUGUAUAUUCUCUAUUGUGUAUUAUAAGUGUAUUUUCAGAAUUAGUGUACGCAGUGUAUUAGUGUAUUAGUUUACGUGUAAGUGUAUAUAUUUUAAAUAUUUAAUUAAUUUGUACAAAAUUGAUUUAGGCGCUUCUCCGGAACCAAACAUAUAAUUUAUUAAAUAUUUAUUUAUUUUAGUAUUAUAUUGUUUCUUCGUGUCUUUUAUAGGUGAAGAAGCCUCUGCACAAUCUAUUUUGAAAAGAAUCGAACUGCCGAUCGUGCCCCGCGAUAUUUGCCAGGCACAGUUGAGACUAGACGGGAAUAAACCGAAUUUUGAAUUACACGACAGUUUCAUUUGUGCUGGUGGAGAAAUUGGCAGAGAUACUUGCCAAGUUAGUAUACAUCAGAUACCUAGUUUAGUGUAUAGUCACGUAGGUAAACAAUAUAAUAGUUUUUGAUUUUUAGUUUCUGAUUGGACCGAGAAGUGUAUUGGUUUUACUAUCAUGUGUGAUGAAUUUUUUAUUCGCAUAUUCUCAUUUAGUAGAACAUCUAAUUUUUCUAUACGAGUGCUACUUCGCCAAACGUAGGAGUAAUAUUCAGCGGUAGAGUACACUAUCGCCAAGGCAGCUGUGUUGAGUGUAGACGGAAAGAAGCUGUUAAUCGUAUUUGGGAAAAACUAAAUCUUAUAAACUAUUCUAAACUAUCCAUCACACAUAAAAAUCCUUCCCCAAAUCGUCUUAAAUCACGAAAACUCAAACGGACAAAAAUUAAUAAAGACCGAUUAAGCAUUAAUGAGUGGUGACGGAAAUGGUCGAACAAUGUACAAAUUAAUAGACAGGAUAUCAGUGACCCAUCAAAUACUCUGUCUGGUUUUAACCUAUAAAGGGGGAGAACAGGGAAUAUUUACGCAAUAACGGUUUCUGUUAUUUUCGAAUUAAUAUUUUUGUUGCAGUAUUCUGUAAAAUUAAUCGUAGAAACUUGAAAUUUUCUCAAAAUACUUAUAUUAGCUUUUCUAGUUGAGGUAAAGUAUUCAAAAUAUUUUGUUUAUUUUUACCAAUUUUAUUCGAUUUGAAAUUUCCGUGUUUGGUUUUAUGUGGAUAUAAUAUUUCAGUCGAAUAGAAAUUCAUACAAAUUGUAUACAAGGCGCAUUAUAAGUUUAACUUGAUGGUAAAAAAGUUGGGCGUAAUGUAGUUGUUUAAUGUACAGUUAUGAAUAAAAUUACUCUUUAUAUCUUACCUUCCCAAUUUCUCACCUAUAAUAGUGGCACACUCAUGGUGCAAAGUGUAAAUUGAGUAUGCUCUUCUUUUUUUUACUGACGUGUGUCUUUAAAAUCAUUAUGCGAAUCGGUAUAAAACAUACCUAAGUAGUAAGCGUGAAUUUACUGUUAGUAUACUAUAAUUACUGUACGUUUUUUAAUAUGCCAAACCAAUAUUUUGUUUAAAAGGGCGAUGGUGGAAGUCCUUUGAUGUGCCCUAAUCCGGAUGAUUCCAAACAAUUUCAUCAGGCUGGCAUUGUCUCGUGGGGAUACGCUUGCGGUACCAGAAGUCCGGGUGUAUAUACGGAUGUAUCAAAGUUCAGAAACUGGAUUGACCAGAAAAUGAUUGAUCUAGAUUUGAACACCAAUUAUUACGAAUCCAAUAAUAAACCCUCGAUCGAACCAAUACCAAGAUGA
Messenger RNA from Cinara cedri, 21362 nucleotides. The record is from the annotation of a GenBank genome assembly. Lineage: Eukaryota; Metazoa; Arthropoda; Insecta; Hemiptera; Aphididae.